AUGAGUAAAACCAAAACAAAGCGCGCGCGUCGCGAACUCAAACGCGACGGGAAUCGAAAAAUCGCCGCCUUCCACCGCAAAGCCGCAAAGGAUGCCCCCGUCCCCGCCUCGACGCUCAAACCAGGCGCAAAGAAGCAGAAGAUGAACACACCAGACGCGAAACCCCAGCCCGCGCCCAAGCCGCCCGUUCAAGCAUCGCAAAAACACGAACCCCCCUUUAGUGAAUACGACCACAUCCUGCUGGUCGGCGAAGGCGAUUUCAGCUUCGCGCGCUCCCUCGUGCACGAACACGGCUGCGCAAACGUGACAGCCACCAGCCUCGACAGCGAGGAAGAAGUGCAGCAAAAGUACCCAAAUUUCAAGGUAAUUCACGCUGAACUCAGCGCCCUUGCGCCUCCCGUGCCAUUGCACCACGGCAUCGACGCGACAAAACUCUCCACCUACAAGCCCCUACGCUGUGAACGAGACGACGAGGACGGAGAACAGGGCUGGGACACAAUAUGUUUCCAGUUCCCACAUACUGGCGGCCUGUCCACGGAUGUCAAUCGGCAAGUGCGCGCCAACCAGGCCUUACUGGUUGACUUCUUCAAAUCUUGUCUCGAGAUUACGGACCCGAAGAAGAGACUGCAGAUCCGGCAAGCGCAGCGGAAUAAGAAUUUGGUGCAAAAACGGAUACCGUGCUAUUUGAAGAUGGGCGGUAGGAUCGUCGUCACGCUGUUUGAGGGAGAGCCGUAUACGCUGUGGAAUGUGCGCGAUCUAGCACGGCACGCCGGACUCAAGGUCGUCGAGAGUUCAAGGUUCGACUGGGAUAUGUAUCCUGGGUAUAAGCAUGUGAGGACCUUGGGAACGAUUGAGGGGGGUGGGGCAUGGAAGGGCGAGGACCGGGAUGCGAGGAUGUACGUGUUUGAGAAGAUACCAUUGCAGCCGGACACGGACGAGGAGAGGGAGAUACAGAAGCGUAAGAAGGAGGGCGGCAAGAAGCAGCCAUUCAAGAGCAACAAGAGGGUAAGAGAUGCAGACAGCGAUGGAGACGAGCGUUAG
This is a messenger RNA of Dothidotthia symphoricarpi CBS 119687, 1041 nucleotides long. RefSeq lists its product as uncharacterized. The record is from RefSeq and is a predicted model, not a curated record. Gene Ontology annotation, biological process: rRNA base methylation. Gene Ontology annotation, cellular component: cytoplasm. Gene Ontology annotation, molecular function: rRNA (uridine-N3-)-methyltransferase activity. Lineage: Eukaryota; Fungi; Ascomycota; Dothideomycetes; Pleosporales; Dothidotthiaceae. The transcript has a single exon. Bases 1 to 1041 code for a protein of 346 amino acids.